This is a messenger RNA of Microsporum canis CBS 113480, 1026 nucleotides long. RefSeq lists its product as hypothetical. Bases 1 to 1026 code for a protein of 341 amino acids. The record is from RefSeq and is a predicted model, not a curated record. Lineage: Eukaryota; Fungi; Ascomycota; Eurotiomycetes; Onygenales; Arthrodermataceae. The transcript has 9 exons.
AUGAAGACGCAGGUCUUGUUGCAGAACCUUUUGACGGAAGUUCUUGGUGGAUGCUUUCGUCUUCCCAUGAACAGACAUCAGAGAACCAGCAUAACUAGCGGAAGAUGUUCUCCAGGCCUCCAGACUGUGGUCCCUCUACGGGAUAAAACUACUUUGUCACCUAUGGGUGUCUAUCGCCAAGUGUUCGCCCAUAAAACCGUUGCAGUGUCUUUAACGAUUCUUAACGGCGAUGUCCGCUCCUUUUUUGAUUCUCCAAAGUGCUACGGGAAUUCUCCAUCAGCAGCCAAAGACCUGCUUGAUCCCAGGAUACGACGGCAAACGGUUGUUAGAAACAUCCGGAGAAAAUACAGGAUUUGGGGUGAAGGGAAGACGAAAUCGAUCGAUCUCAUCGUCUUUUCCAAUGAAGACGUUGAUUGCUGGAAGCCCUUAAGAUUCGGUUCAGGUCUUUCACCGAUGGAUCUUGAUCCUACGGUCAACAUAGAGGGUGCUUAUGGCUCCAGAUCUGGACAUCUUACAAUAACGGACGCAUUUGGAACACCAACCGCCCUGGUAAUUACAGAAGACCGAUUCCGUUUCGCUCCGUUUCAUGCUCCUUGCUACUUUUUGAUAGGCGCCGGAAUGUGGAAGACUUUACUGUUUUCGGUGCCGGUUGCCCUGCCUUCUGGCACGUACGCCCCGCUCUUCUCCUCCAGGACAGCCAGAUCAAGAGUGUCAACAUUUUUAUCGGUCCAUUUGAACGUGCAAGCCAACUCCAGAAAGAUAUUUACUCUCCUACAAAGGUACAAUGACGCUGUUAAAUUCGCGCAGACGUCAUAUUCUGUUGCAUGCCCUCUGAGAAUUCACUCUUUUCCGGCAGAAUAUCUGUCUACCACAUUGCCCACAAGACCAAAGGACCCAACUUAUCAGUGCUACGGGAUCUUGUCGGCUGAAUAUGGCAAAUUAGAUCCCCGUGUUCUGCAAAAAAAAAUGCUACGGAGGUUCACUGGGCCCAUAAUACAUAGGCUCCAGUUCUGGGUCGUGGAGUAG